Molecule: messenger RNA, 318 nt
Organism: Cyclocybe aegerita
Lineage: Eukaryota; Fungi; Basidiomycota; Agaricomycetes; Agaricales; Hemipholiotaceae
Source: the annotation of a GenBank genome assembly
AUGUCUUUCGGACGACCUCCUUCGAUAAACAUAGGUUUCAAGCCUACGGCACCCGACCGCGGAUCAUUCCCUCUCGACCACUAUGGCGAGUGCAAGGAAAAGAUGGUCAAGUACAUGGCCUGUCUCAAGGAGAAUAGCAGCACCUCCACCCCAUGUCGAGCUUUGAGCAAGGGGUACCUUGACUGCCGGAUGGAAAAAGGUUUGAUGGAGCGAGACGAGUGGAAGAACCUUGGUCUGAAUAACGUCGACGGAAAAUCGAGUGGUGCUAACAAAGACAGUAGCCCACCUCCUAGCGACAGCCCACCAUCCAAGAAGUAG